Eimeria mitis is the source of this 492-nucleotide messenger RNA. RefSeq lists its product as uncharacterized. NCBI's taxonomy places the organism in Eukaryota, Apicomplexa, Conoidasida, Eucoccidiorida, Eimeriidae. The record is from RefSeq and is a predicted model, not a curated record.
AUGUCGGGGGCAAACACCCCGCGUUACAUCGAGGUAGAGGGUCACGACCUUGGGGACGUAGUGCAGCAAGAGGGGCCCCAGGGGGGUGCCCAGGGCUCCUCUGGGGGAGGCUUUCUCUUCAGCGGUCCCUCUGAGGAGCCAGAGGGCAACGCGCAGCAGCUGUCGCACGCAGGAGCAGCGCAAGAUGCGGGGGGUGCUAAGGACUCUCUUUAUUUGCAUGAAGAUCAGGAAGCUGAAAACCCCUUAGCGUCACAGCAGCCAAUCUCAGCUGCGGCUGAACCGUCUGUCGAGCAGCCCAAGGGCCAGGAGGGGCCCCCCGCCUCUCCCGGGGCCCCCUCCCCAGGCCUGCAGGAGUCGAGCAGCCCAAGGGCCAGGAGGGGCCCCCCGCCUCUCCCGGGGCCCCCUCCCCAGGCCUGCAGGAGCAGCAGCGGCGACCGGAGAGCGAGUCUGCCGCUGCUGCAGCAGCAGCAGCAGCAGCAGGCGCUGCGGUAG